ACCCAUUUAAACGGGGUCAUGUGGCGCUGGGCCCCCGAGUUAAAUGUGUGUUUUUUUUUUGCUCUCUGUCUGUCUCGCCUCAACUGCAACAUGUGAUUUCCGACGCUGUUCAAUGACUGGGCCAAUUACUUCAGCUUCAAAUACAGGAUCAUCCCUGGGCUCCUACACGGCGAGGCUUUUUACAGUGUUCUGUCCCCUCUCUCCAAGGGACGGGGGGAGCCGGGACGCUCGGUAUGUGCAAGGAACCGAGCAUUUUACAACUCGCCAGCGUUCUCCUCCUCGGCUAUUACUUCAUUUGCCUCUUCGCCCCUGGAAACAGUGCUAUUUCCCUGAGUGUCUCUCAGAGAGAAGUGAACGGGUCAGUGAGCCAGUCUGUCCGUCUCUCCGUCUCCUAUUCCACACUCACACCCUCCUCCACUUUAGGGAUCCUGUGGUAUUUUUUGCCCGGAGACACUCCAAUUGUGAGCCUGAUCCGGUCAAACUGCUCUUCAGAUGCUGCCAGAUGCUGUUAUAACUGCUCAGAUCACCAGAUGUCAGCUCCUUCCCACCGACACCGAGUUGACGUCGACCCAGAGACGGGAUCGUUGUGUUUGCGGGAUUUACAGCCCAGCGACAGCGGCGUGUAUGUGAUACAAGUUUAUGCAGACGGUGCGGACACAGCCGUUAAAGAGAAUGUGACUUUAACGGUCUGUAAUGUGACAGAUGGUGAAAGUACGACCCCAGCUGUUUCAACAACAAAUCAAUCUUCGACUGAAAAUACAGAAAUGUAUAUCAUUACCUCUGCUGCUAUGUGUUUCUUCAUUGUUCUCAUCUGUUUCAUCUACUUGUUGGUAACAAAGAAACACAGAGGUUGUCGUCUGCAACAGGAUUCUGUUGUCAUGGAAACAUCUAUUCAGUCGAUUGAGGGAAUGAGGCAAGGCUUGACUGAGGGCCAGGAUACGUUAACAAACAGUGAACUCACAUAUUCCCUUCUGCAGUGGUCCAAGGACAGGAACCCACAGGCUUCAGGAGCUGACACACAAGAGACAGAUACUGCCAGACCUGCUGACCUUUUCCAGCAGCUUUUGCUUUUGUACCCGGAGGGACUUAUUAUUCGGCACUCCACUCACACCAUUUGUCUGGUCUUUUGAUCUCUCUGCCUAUAAAUUCUGCGUUCUGUCUGCUUCCUUUCUCACUUCACCUGAUGAAGGGACAAUACUGGAAAAGCUUGUGAUUUCAAAUAAACCUGUUGGAUUAUAACCUUGUGUAGCUUCUGAUUUUGUCCACCCAGUCCAACGCUGGCACCUCCACAUCAUAAGCAGAGUUGAGUUUAGUUGAGCCAGCACUGAAAGACUUAACAGUUACUUGCCGUUCUUAUUGUGUCUCAGUAAAAGUCGCUGAC
This is a messenger RNA of Stegostoma tigrinum, 1381 nucleotides long. RefSeq lists its product as uncharacterized. The transcript is spliced from 6 exons. The record is from RefSeq and is a predicted model, not a curated record. Bases 234 to 1130 code for a protein of 298 amino acids. NCBI's taxonomy places the organism in Eukaryota, Metazoa, Chordata, Chondrichthyes, Orectolobiformes, Stegostomatidae.